Messenger RNA from Mucor velutinosus, 1947 nucleotides. RefSeq lists its product as uncharacterized. Bases 1 to 1947 code for a protein of 648 amino acids. The record is from RefSeq and is a predicted model, not a curated record. The transcript has 4 exons. Lineage: Eukaryota; Fungi; Mucoromycota; Mucoromycetes; Mucorales; Mucoraceae. Gene Ontology annotation, cellular component: cytoplasm.
AUGUCGCAACAACAACAACAACAACAACAACAAAAGAACAGCAGCAAACCGAGAACUGAGGAUGACAGCAACUAUAUUGGCGUCCCCAUCAUCAACAGCCCAAAUCCCGAUAAUGCGUGGAAAGCCGUUGGUAGUCCUUCUAGAAGAGGCAGCACAACAACGCUCUUUUCCGAUAUCAACAAAAAGUCGAGUCCUAACGAAUCUCCUGUGAAUGACCAUGUUGAUAUUAUUAGAAGAUCCUCCAUUGUGUCUGAAGGUAACGCUGCUAACAACAACUGGGGUUCGUUUGGUGGUUUCCAGUGGGAAGGUCCAUCUAUUUUUGAUGAGGAUGGCAAACCCAUCACAGUGCCUCCUACGCAACCUGCUCCCGACGAUGCUCAAGCAGCGUUCAACACAAACUAUGACAUUCUCUCGGUCCCCAUGUUACCUGGUGUUUCACUUGAACCUAUAUACCGCCAACAACGUAGCCUUUCAUUCUCCAUGGGACAGGACCCCACAUUUUUCGGCUAUGAUGAUUAUGAUGAACAUCCUGUGCCACAGCAACAACAGCAAAGUCAAUAUCAAUCUGCAUUCAAAUCAAGCUUAGCUCCUAUGGAGGAAGAAGAAGACGCCUACUACGAUGAGUUUGACCAUAUUCGAUCGAGAUCCAAGUCUUCAGGGGCUGCUUUUGGUUUGCUAUCUCAGAAUCAGCAUUCACGUUUAAUGAACAAUGGCCAUAUCAGACGAGGUUCUGAACAGCAGGAUGAUUUGUUGAUAAAUCAACGUAGGCGCUCAUCCUCGCGAUUCUUCAACACAAACGACUCAGCAACAGCACCACACAUGUCGAUGGGAGACAAGGAAAGAUUGGAUAUAUUGCAACGUCGUCUAUCUCAGCAGCAAGAGUACUCGUUUCCUGAUAACCUCAUGAGACGCCAGUCAUUGACCUUGAACUCGCAUCCACCUAGCAACAUUCAGCAAUUAGCAGAUCAGCUGGAGAAUACACAUUUGAGAACAGAUUUGCCAAAUUUGAGUGCCUUCCAGCCACCUCCUCAAAACCAGCAACCCCAAUACAGAUCUGAUCUCUAUGCUCAACAUUUGCAACAACAGCCAUUGUUCAAUAAUGGCCCUCUUCCCUAUCAUCCAUCGGCUGUUACUGCCCAGCAACAAUCACAACAGCAAUCUCAUCAUCCAUCACAACAACAACAGCAACACCAAUAUCAGCAACAGCAACGACAACCACAGAAUCAGCACCAACAGCAGCAAGCAGCUGAUGACUAUUUUGACACGGAUCCUCGAGGAUUUCAAGACCUUGGGAAGGGCAUUCCUAUUCAUCGCUUGGAUCCCAAUGUGCCACUGUACAUGGUAGAAUUCAAGGGCGGUAGAACUGAUUUCUUUUAUGUCAUUGAUUCCAACCAAUUCCAUCCUCAAUUGGGAGACCUUGUCAUUGUGGAAGCUGAUCGUGGUAAAGAUCUCGGUAAGGUUGCUUGCAACACGUUGACCAUUGAUCAAGUUACUGUUUUGGAACAAAAGAAGCAAGCUCAAUUACAGCAAUUGGAAAGCAACGACAAGGAGAAGGAAAAGGAGAAGGAAGCCAAGGAAGAAGAGACGCCUACCAAAGCGCAACGAGAGCUUCACAUCAAAAGAAUAUUCAGAUUAGCUGCACCUGAUGAAGUCAACCUGUUGUUGGUCAAAGGUCAAGAUGAACACAAAGCUCUGGUGGUAUGCCAGCAAAAGACCAAACAACGCAAGCUACCCAUGGAGGUGGUGGAUGCUGAAUAUCAGUGGGAUCGUCGCAAGUUGACCUUUUAUUUCGAAGCUGAAAAUCGUAUCGAUUUCAGAGAGCUUGUGCGUGAAUUGUUCAAAAUUUACAAGACUCGUAUUUGGAUGUGCGUUGUCACUGCUCCCAUCACGAUAGAUGAUAUCAACAAAACUGCAACAUCAACUACCACAUUCACAAAUGAAAUGUAG